AUGCCGCCACCGCCACAACCACCCUUCCAACAACAAAACAGGCAAAACUUCCGAACACCAGCUGAACCAAAACCCCGAUCAGGACCUGGCAUCCUACAGAAGCCCAUACCGCAACUGCAGCGCUCCCAAAAGAGCCCAGCGCCUCAGUUACCGGUGUGGAGACCGACAGCGCAGAGCCAUCCUUCCAACUCUCCGGCGCGUCCCGAUGUUCCGGCGUUCGGAAACCUAGCCGGUUCUCACUUCGCUCAACAGUCUUCGAGCGCUACUUCGGCUUACAGUAACACCACAGCCCUUCAAGAGGACUCAAACAAACACCGCAAGGACGAUCGCAUCUUGACCGCGGGACCUGGCACGGUUCGCGGGGUGAAGGGCAUCGUGGAAGUAUUCGGAGUCCUGGAUUCAGCUCCGACUGUCAGCCGACAGGGAAUGACCAAGCACUUUACGCUGAGACAGGACAGGUUCAGCGUCAACUGUAUUUUCUACCAAAUGGACAGACAGCUUGGACCGCUUCAGCGUGGCAGCUGGCUGAGAUGCGUUGGUUUCAUGAAUCGCACGGGACAACUUUCCGUUGUUUGCGCACGACCGGCUACGGGAGAAGAAAAAGCUGUCAUCAACGGUCUCCUUGCAAUCGCAAACAUGUAG
Ixodes scapularis (black-legged tick) is the source of this 642-nucleotide messenger RNA. RefSeq names its product spermatogenesis-associated protein 22-like. The transcript has a single exon. Lineage: Eukaryota; Metazoa; Arthropoda; Arachnida; Ixodida; Ixodidae. The coding region runs from base 1 to 642 and encodes 213 amino acids. Gene Ontology annotation, biological process: meiotic DNA repair synthesis; regulation of meiotic cell cycle; gamete generation. The record is from RefSeq and is a predicted model, not a curated record.